AUGGACCUCAAGAUUCUCAGUACCACCGUCAACGACGUCUUUCUGAAUCCUCAGGUGCGAUCCGAGAAUGAAGCGCCCGAGGACCACGAACCUGCCAUUGUCCAGAUCAUCAUCCAGCUGAGCAUCCCAGCCAAGUACACACCUCCAUCGAAACUCAUCGGUCUCACAGCGAGUCUCAUCGGCUAUGAAUCGAUUGGAUUUCCAAAAGGCGGCUUCGAGCAGAACCAGCCAUACUACAACAAAAAGACGAUCGACUCAGCCACCGACCUCAAACUCGAAGCCGGAUCCAUCUACCAAUUCGAAGUGUCGUUCAGCGUCGAUCACAGUACAGCGCCAUACCAGCGAUGCAAGUAUGGAAGGCACCACCAGAAAGUGCAGGUCAAAGCGACCUUCCCCGGGCUCAUCGGCAAGAAGACGCUGACGGCAGAGAAGAACCUCUUCUUCAUCCAGACUGUCGCUGUCACGGGCUUUUUGCCGUAUUACCACGUUCAUCGAUCCGCAGAAGAGGCGCUAGGCCCGAUCUUUCUGGGUGUGCGAACACAGCAUCUGACCGUGGGAGGGUAUUUGCGCAUCACAUUUUCGCUCGAUAGUCCGAGCCCUACUUUGAAGCUCCACUCGCUCAAGAUGACCUUGUUGCAGCAGACAACACUCAAGUCUCGAGUGCGUCGCAACUACACCGAACAUCCUCCAUCGGAACGUUUUACGUUUUUCGAAGCCGGACCCGAAGAGCUCAAGAAGUGUCUGCCGGGUUCUUCCGGUGAAGCAGACCUCGAUGGCUUGCUCGCCCUCGCGCAACAACAGCCGCCACCAGAAGCGGCCCCAUCCGGUUCCUCGUCAUCCAAUCCCGCAAGCAAGUCUCCUUUACCUCCAGGACAGUGCAACUGGGUGGCACGUAUACCGAACGACUCUGAGGCGCGAGCUUCUACGCUGCCCGGCAGCGACUGUGCGAUUCAAAUGGCGCACGGACUUGAGCUCGCCAUCCAGUACUCUGACCCGUCGCUGGGCGACUCGGACGUGCGAACGUACCGCACUACGUGGGGGAUGAUUCUGCCGUCAUGUGCGUGUCGCUGGCAGUCCAUGCGCUUGCCGUCCUACACGCCCGAAGACGCCAACCCGGUGCCGAAGGUCUCGCGCGACUUUUGGGCGGGGCGCAACGAGCACGAGUCGUUCACCCAGUGCGUGUGCGGCGAAGACCUGGAGCAUCUGCUGGAGAUGGAGGGACAAGCGGCAUCGGAGAGCGAGGUGCAGGCGUCGUCUGCCAUCUGGCACGACAUGCUGAGCCAUCGACUUGAACAGCGGCUUUUGCGGAGUGGGUUGGGUUCGCGCAGUGCCUCGUGCUCACCUGCUCUCUCGCGCAUGGCGUCACGGCGGGGAAGCAUGGAAGAUCUGACCAACUCGGCGAGCGCUGGUGGCAGUGGUGCCUCGACGAGCUCCACGUCGCAAGAGCGAGGCAGGCGGACUGGACGCAGCGCCACACCGCCCCAGGCAUCCUCGCGUGCUCCCUCAACAGCCACGGAGGAAGGCGUGCGUUUCGGGCUGAUGGAGGCCGAGGAUGAGAUCGAAUUCGAAAUGCAAGCGCGCGACGUGCUGCACGAUCUCAACCUGGACGCACAGGACUACCAGCGAGAAUGGGAUAGGCUCAACGAGAUGCGCCAGCGGAGGAACAAGGCGCGCAACGAGUAUACCUCGGUACCGCCAAGUCCGAGCCAGGGCGGCGAGAGGCGGUUCAGAUCGCAGUCGGCACAUCCUGCGCUCCGGCUGUUCCAGAAGCGGUCGGCCAGCAGUCAUAAUAGCCGCGCCAGCAGUCGGAGCAACAGCAGGGCACCCACUCCGCCGCCGCCGGCGUCGUCGAAUGCGACGUUGGAGGAGUCCCUAGCCCAGAUGGCGCUUGACGAGAAGCGCUAG
Messenger RNA from Sporisorium graminicola, 1905 nucleotides. RefSeq lists its product as uncharacterized. Bases 1 to 1905 code for a protein of 634 amino acids. The record is from RefSeq and is a predicted model, not a curated record. The transcript has a single exon. Lineage: Eukaryota; Fungi; Basidiomycota; Ustilaginomycetes; Ustilaginales; Ustilaginaceae.